Molecule: messenger RNA, 799 nt
Organism: Dictyostelium purpureum
Lineage: Eukaryota; Evosea; Eumycetozoa; Dictyosteliales; Dictyosteliaceae
Exons: 3
Coding region: 386-799 (137 amino acids)
Molecular function (GO): carbon-sulfur lyase activity
Source: RefSeq, a predicted model, not a curated record
AAAAAAUAUAAUAGAUAUUCAAAAAUCAAAACCUAUAAUCUUAUCUUUUAAAUUUGUGGUGAUUAUUUUUUUAUUUUGCCAAAAUUUACAAAUCUAAUAAUAAUUUCAAUUUUGAUAAAAUUAUUGAAAUUCCAACCAAAUUAUAUAUUUAAAAAAAAGAAAGUUGAUUUUGAAAAAUAUAAUAGAUAUUCAAUUAUUUAUAAAUAACAUGGAAUUAAUUUAACUUUAUUAUUACUUUUAAAGAUAUUAAAGAGAUUAUACUUUGGGAAAAAAAAAUUAAAAAUUUCAUCAAUUUUUUGGAACACAAAAUUUUAAAAAUUAUAAAAUUUUUUUUAAAAACUAAUUUAAUUUUUUAUUUUUGUUGAUAAUAAAAAAGUUUUUAAGAAUGGCAGAGUAUUUUGGUUCAUGUCAUUGCAAAAAGAUCAAAUAUAGAUUUAAAAUUGAGGAUAUUAUUGAUAAUACUACAACGGUAAUUUGUAAUUGUUCUUACUGUUGGCAAGCUAGAUUUUGGGAAGUAAGAGUAUUUGAUUUAGAUAGUUUCGAAAUUAUUGAAGGAAAAGAGUCUUUGAAACUUUAUCAGUUUGGAAAUAAAGAAACUCAUCACUAUUUUUGUGGAGAUUGUGGUAUUCAUACUCAUGGAUUAAGUGAGAUAAAUAAAUUGGGUAAACCAUUCUAUUUUAUUAAUAUACCAACUGUAGAAAACCUAACAAAUAAACAAUUAUCUUUAUUGAAAAGAAAAUAUAUUGAUGGUCAAAAUGAAUUAUGGGAAGAGAAACCAGAAUAUACAAAUUACUUAUAA